This is a messenger RNA of Monoraphidium neglectum, 192 nucleotides long. RefSeq lists its product as hypothetical. The record is from RefSeq and is a predicted model, not a curated record. Bases 1 to 192 code for a protein of 63 amino acids. NCBI's taxonomy places the organism in Eukaryota, Viridiplantae, Chlorophyta, Chlorophyceae, Sphaeropleales, Selenastraceae. The transcript has 2 exons.
AUGCACCGCACCUCCCCACCUUCUCUUGACCCCGCCGACCACCACGCCAGCUACAUGACGCUGGACGGCCGCAUCAGCAUGGCAGGAGUCAGCCACGCCAGCCUGCGCCGCGCUGUCAGUGUCCAACCCUCGCGACUGUUCCUAUUCGCGCCCGUGCUGCAGGGUGCGAUACCUCGCGGAGGCGAUGGCUGA